GCGUGAGAUCCUCCUUUCCAAAGGGUUGAUUUGGAUUCUCCUCCCCCCCCAUCCGAAAUCGCGAUCUCUUCUUCCUUCCUCCGACUUUCUUGUAUGAUCCAGGGUUGUCUCUAGAACCCUGUGCGCGGCCACUCCGGAGCUCCCCACCCGCUUAGCUCCUCCUAUUCAUUGAUGGUCAGAAUGAGAGGCUGGCUUCAGACCCUGGGCCUCACGGCCUUGCUGGCUGGAGGUGUCCUGGCCAACGAGGUCGAAUUGACACAGGAUGAAGCCCAUCGACAGCGAUGCUCGGGGAUGUAUAGUCGCAAAGCUUGGGGCGGGAACGUCGACCCGUUCAUCUUGACCAAAUUCAUCCAGGCCCCUGGCUCCAGUGAGAGCAACCCCCUCGUCAGUAUGGUGAUAUUCGAAUGGACCGAUGAGAACCUGAUCGGGCGGCUCGUACCGGGUGAUUCCGGGGAACGGGAGACGAUCUGCGACGAAGCCAGUGUGCAAGCCGACCUUUGCGCGGAAGAUCAGAUCGGUACCUUCAUCCUGGCCGCGAAUGCCAGCACCGCCGCCAACUUCCCUAUCAUAACCAAAGCGAUCAAUCUCAACGACCCCGCUGCCAUCAACUAUCCCAUCAAGAAGACCGGUUUCUAUUGUGUGAGCACGUACGGAUACUCCGGUGAGGACUACAAGGCGGUGGUCGAAUUCAGAAAUUCCUACGGUGAACUUCCGGCUGCCCAAAUCGCAAAGCUGCCGUUCUACGGUGGCCUGACCAUCGUCUACGCGGUGAUCGGCCUGUUUUGGGCCUUCUUAUACGUGCAGAACCGCCACGACAUCUUGCCCGUACAAAACUACAUCACUGCGAUCCUCGUCUUUCUGAUCGUUGAGCAGUUGAUGACAUGGGGCUUCUAUGACUACCAAAACCGGAACGGCUUGAAUGUCGGCGCAAAGGCACUCAUGGUCAUUGUGGCUGUACUCAAUGCCGGGCGCAACGCUUUCUCGUUCUUCCUACUUCUCAUCGUGUGCAUGGGAUACGGUGUUGUCAAGCCCUCGCUUGGCCGAACCAUGAUCUACGUCCGUGUCCUCGCGAUCACCCAUUUUAUCUUCGCCGUCAUAUACGCUGUCGCGAGCUUGUCGAUUACCCCUGACAGUGCCGGCCCGCUUGUUCUUCUCAUCGUGCUCCCGCUUGCUGGAACGCUGACGGCGUUCUACGUGUGGACGUUGAACUCGCUGAAUGCGACGAUGAAAGACCUGAUCGACCGGAAGCAGAAGGUGAAGGCGUUGAUGUACAAGAAGCUGUGGUGGUGUAUCCUGGGCAGCAUCAUUGUGAUCUUCGGCUUCUUCUUCAUCAACUCGAUCAGCUUUGCAGGACACAGCGAGGCCAGCUUCGUGCCCGAGCACUGGAAGACCCGGUGGUUUGUCUUGGACGGCUGGCUGAACCUUGUGUACCUGUUCGACAUUGGAUUCGUCGCCUACCUGUGGCGACCCACCGCUAACAACAGACGGUUUGCGAUGAGUGACGAGAUCGCGCAAGACGACGACGGAUUUGAGAUCCGGUCCUUCGGCAGCGCCUUGGAUGAAGAGGAUGCUCUUGGUGGCCUGGACACGCAUUCCGCCUCUGAACCGCGUCGUGAUCUGUCGCCUGUGCCGCCUAAGCCUGUGCCUUCUGCGCCGCGCCACAGAGAAUCGCUGGACGGGGAGACCAUCUUCGCCGUCGGGGAGGAUGGCGACAAAUGGUCCGAUGACGAGGACGAAUCCCCGCGCAACUCGGGCGAGAGACAGCGGCUUACGGGCAAGGAUUAGGCGCGACGAACAAAAGUUACCCCUGCCCCGAAUGGAAGAAGCGUGGGGGCAGCCCGUCCGUUUGCCUACAUCCUUUUCCCGCGGCCGGCUGCCCGUCACCGUUCUUCCCGUGUUGUUGAGGUUCUUCAUGUUGUGUUCUGUUGCUUGCAGGCAAGGCAUAUGAUGGCGUUUGGCCGAUGGUGUAUUCCCGGUGGUUCUGCGUGUGCUCUGUCCUUUUGUUCUCGUGCUUUAUGAGGGAUGAGUAUCUCCUUCCUGUUCUAUUUUGUAUAGAUUCUGCUCGUCUGUAGUUCAAACUGCCAACUAAGUGUUUUAAU
Messenger RNA from Aspergillus heteromorphus CBS 117.55, 2099 nucleotides. RefSeq names its product putative integral membrane protein (Ptm1). Gene Ontology annotation, biological process: retrograde transport, endosome to Golgi. Gene Ontology annotation, cellular component: Golgi apparatus; membrane. The record is from RefSeq and is a predicted model, not a curated record. Bases 181 to 1785 code for a protein of 534 amino acids. The transcript has 7 exons. Lineage: Eukaryota; Fungi; Ascomycota; Eurotiomycetes; Eurotiales; Aspergillaceae.